CACACCCUCGUUUUCCUCCAGGUAUUCAAAAAGGCACACCUGUUUUGAGGGACUUCAGCGCUCAGUUCCUACCCCCAAAAAAGGUAUUGAAGUGUGGGGUUUUGUUUUUAGUGGGGUACAACGUUCUGCCUUGUUCUGUAACCCUUUAUUAAAUUCAUCUCGGCUGUCCGAACCAUAAACACACGAGGGAAGUUGUUCGAUUUGGUUCCAUUUUACAGAACAGUAAAAUAGAUGGAAGAUACCUCAUACCCGACGUGGCCGAUGGAGAUAGGGAGACCAGCGUUGUGUUAAGGCAGUGUAUAAGUCAGCUCUGUCCUAAGCAAAUUCAACUCAGCAUCCUUCAGCAUGGAGGAUUCUCCUAAUCCAAAUUGCGGUGUUUUGUUUUUUGGGGUGUGGAGGAAAUAUAUAUGCGCAGGUCAAUACAUAACUCCUGGUGAGUUGCUCCCAAGUCAGUGUGUAUAGGAUUGGAGUUUGCUAAUAUAGUCGUGAUCUGUAGUGCAAGCCUAUCCAUUUUUACUCGGAAGUAAGACCUACCUUGCACAAUGGGGCUUCCCACAAGCAGAUGAUUGCCCUGCAAAAUUUAUUCAGAAAGUAACUUUCCAAAGAGCCCCCAUACCAAUGAAAUUCUGCAGCCUCCAUCGCUGCGAUUGCUUGCAAGUCGGUCACUCGGAUUUCAACAGCUCUUUCUUUCAGAUAAGCCAGCUAAGGAUAGCAGAUUGACACACCUCAAGCCAAAGAUAUCGACGGGUCUUGCAUCCAGGAUAGGGCACUAUCAAUUCUAUUCCCUUUAAUUUCUGUUCAAAGGGGUACCGAACAUGGUGCCCUUGACACAUGGUUGGACUACAACUCCCAUCGGUCCCAGCCGAUAUGACCAAUGGUCAAGGAAGAUGGGAGUUGUAUUCUAACAGUAUUUGGAGAGCACCAUGUUAUAACAGGCACUUAAUUCAUCUUGGGUCCGUGGUGGAUCACUUAAGGAGCAGCCCAGUGAAGACAAGGGUAGGGGUGCAGAGGGGUUCACCACCUGUCCGCCGCUGUCUAUUGUAGAAGGCAUUCCAGAGGGGUGGGGAACAAAGGUGCGUAUUCCUUCUCAGGGAUGUGUCUCUUACAAGUCCCCCCACAGUGUUGGCGAGGGAUAAGAAUAGUGACAAGGGUUAUCCAAGGAAAAAAUACUGCUGAAGUUCCCACCAUCCCUGACUGUGGACUAUGCUGCCUGGUACUGAUGGAAGUUGUGGUCCAACAACAUCUGGAGGAGGAAGCAAUGGCUGCCUGUCCCAGAUUGAAGACUGUUAUAGAAGCGAGUCGUAGACUCCUUCAUUGCAGGGGGUUUAGAUGACUCUCAUUCCCCCUUCCAACUCUAUGAUUCUAUCAAAAAGCUUGAAGAGUAGAACAACUCCACUAUGACUAAGCCUUUGAGGACUAGAGUGCUUGGAAGCGGAUACAAAUGUAUAUCCUUCUUUCCGAAUCUUUGCCACAACUAUCCUGGCUCUCCUUCUGGAAAUGGACAAAAGGUCCGCCUGCUUCAUUCGUCUAUCUGAACAAAUACAUUUUUAGACCACCUUUCCUCAUAGGAACAAGAUCCCUGUCGUCCUCUCAAGAACCCUGUGAGGUAGGCUAGGCAGGGAGAGAGUGACUGGCAAGCAAGCAAGCCCGGCUGAAAUGAAUAGAAGGAAACUUGACUUCCUCGUUAAGGCGCUGCCCUCAUUUGGGAUCACUGAAAUUCAGUGGGAACUCUGCAUAUAAGAACACAGCAAGCUGCCCCGCCUCAGGUCAGAGACCCCGCCCAGCCUAGUGUCACCUGCUCUGGCUGGCAGCUGCUAUUCUCCAGGGUUUAAGGUAGGAAUAAGCUUUUCCCCAUCACUGGCUGCUUUUGACUAGUUAUGCCAGGAACUUCAGCAUGGGACCUUCGUGUGUCAGCUCCAGGUGUGGGCUCUAGCACUGGGCUAGGACUCGCUUACAUGGAUGGGCUGCUCGCGUCUUUUAGACUGGACUCCAAGCCUCGUUGGAACCGACGGGAUCCUCUGUCAGCUAAAGACUCUCAAGAAUUGGGUCGCAUACUCAGAAACUCUCCUAAUAGUUCAGCCAGGUAUCCCACCCACGUUCGACCACGGGGAAUGAGGCGCCUGUGGGCGGCCCUCAGGGUGUCUUUGAACUCCAUUUCCCGUCAGCCCCAGCCAGCAUGGCCAUUGGCCAUGGAACCUAAUAACACCUGGAGGGGCGGGGCCUACCAACUCUGUUCUGCAACCCGCAGGAUGACGUCUCCCCAGGUUCCAAGGUUCCAAGGUUAAGGCUCAGCACUCAGAGAUGACACUGGAAAGCUCAGUCGGUAGAGCAUGAGACCCUUAAUCAUGGGUUCGAGCCCCAUGUUGGGCAAAACCAUAGGACAAGAGCGGUGGAGGUCUCUCUCUGUGUGUGUGUACUAUGUCAAAGGCAUGGCAAUGGGAAAGGAGAAGGCUCUUGGCUCAGCGGUAGAGCAUCUGUCUUGUAUACAGAAGAUUCCGAGUUCAAUCCCUGGCAUCUCUAGGUAGGACCUGGAAGAGAAUCCUGAACACCUUCUGCCAGUCAACGUUGUCAAUACUGAGCUAGACGCGCGAGCAGUCUAACUCCGGAUAAGGCAGCUUCCUGCGUCCCUACGUUCUUUGCAAGGCAAAGUCUUUACAAGCAAUAAAAAAAUGGGGCAUUGUGGGGAGCGGAGGGUUGUUUCCUCGAUUUAAACUUCAACUUCCUUUCUUCCAAGCCUGGCUCUGGCUGUUCACUGGCAAGAAGACGGAGGGGGGAGGGGGAAGCGCCCGGCUGGCAAUUUCCACAUCUGUUCGCUUCACGUGACAAUCCCUCCACCCUCAGUUCCAACAUCUGGCCAAAAUCAAGCUCCUUCAGGUACCUGCUUAGCUGUGAAGCUCCCCUUUUUCAGUGCUGGCAGUAGGAUCGCCCCCCGCCCACUCUAAAUUAUGUGUCCGUCCUCACAUAAUCACAGAAAACAUAAUUUGGAACAAAAUCGGCAGCUGCGGGGGCUGGCGGUGAGCAAAAGCUGUAACACUUAAGGCUGCAAUCCUAUGCAGUUAUUUGGGACCCAACACUUGCGAAUUAUACUUUCGUGUAAACAUGCGCGUAAAAUCAAUCUGCCAUCCGAUGCGCCCGUUUGCGUACAUUCGACCGGAUGCGGCCAGUUCCUCUGCAAAGUUAAAGGGUGCGGAGUGCUGUGGAAUUCUCUCGGACUUACUCCCGAGUAAACACGCAUCGGAUCGGGCCGUGCAAAGUGAAAGAAAGUCGCAUUGACCUCCCUUCACCCUGCUGCCAUUCCGCAGCCUAUUUCCUUUGCAAGAUAACUUUCCGUUCCAAAUGCAGAAUCGUCGAGGCUUCCUUUUAGGGGAGGAAGAUUCGGAUCGGUCGGUGUUUGGUGGGUGUUUCCGCUCGAAUUCGAAUCGAGAGACCCUUACCUGUUUUAUAUUCCUUUCUCGGCACGUGCGGGUGACAACCGAGAAGGAGAAAGCGAAGUCAAGCUUCUGUCCUCCUCAGCUCUGAAGCUUUGACGUGACAACAAGCGCGUUCUCGGCGCAGCCUUGACAGUUCGAGGCCACGGCAGGCAGAUGUCAACCCGAUUUGACUGCCGAUUAGGUUACAACAAGACUGACGUCCGUUGUGAAGGCAAAGCGGCAGACGCGACUGACAUCUCUCUUUGGAAAGACUGACACCUCUCCAAAGAAAAUACGAAAGCCUGGACGCUGCCCUCAAGAUCCGUGCCUUUUACAAGGCUGACUUCGGGAGUCCCAUUGCCUUGAAUGGGACUCUCUCUUUGACCAAAGAAAAUGCCACCAGCUGCCGCCGGCGCAUUCAGCUUCUGCAGGGAAAGAUUUCCUCUUCGUCAACAAAAACCAGGCGCAUGAAAAAUCAGACAUUUUGAGCGCUUUCAAAGGGGGUCGAGUUUUUUCCUACUUCCUUGAACUUUUUAUUCUAGGGUUUUGUCACCGCAAAGAGGCUUGCGGCAUUUGGAGAGAGCGACAGAGCAAUGCAAUACGUGCCCACCCUGAAGCAAAGUCCCAUUUAGUUCCAUGGCGUUUAUUCCCAAGAAAGGGAGGCUGGCAGCAUCGCAAAUCUCUGAGGGCAUCAGAUUUCGUCCGCUGCCCAAGGAAGGUUCUGUGCCAAUUUACCUGGGAGUAAGGUCCCAGUAAGUAAGUAAGAUCGUGAAGCUGAGGCUCCAAUACUUUGGCCACCUCAUGAGAAGAGAAGACUCCCUGAGAAAGACCCUGAUGUUGGGAAAGAUUGAGGGCACACGGAGAAAAGGACGACAGAGGACGAGAUGGUUGGACAGUGUUCUCGAAGCUACAAACAUGAGUUUGACCAAGCUGUGGGAGGCAGUGGAAGACAGAAGUGCCUGGCGUGCUCUGGUCCAUGGGGUCACGAAGAGUCGCCCUUUACUUACUUCUGAGUAGAUACCAGAUUGCACUGUUAAGUCUUUUAAGAUGCCGCUCCUUUCUUGAACGGCGUGUUUCCACCCUUUCACAUCGAAUUGCAAAAAAAAAGCUUACCAUGUACGUAUGUGUAAGAUAGACCAUUUCAUACACAGCUGCGGCAAAAAGACGCAUCUGAGACUAAUCAAAAGCAGGAAGUCAUAUUGGCCAUUAGAACAAAAUUCAAACAGAGACAGUAAAAGAAGACCUUUAUUGGGAUCAAGCAAGGUUCAGAAAUGUGCCAGCUUCCCAGUAACUCAGGACUCUUCAACAGAGUAAAUUCUGAAAUGGAAUAGUUCCUUCUUCGCAACCUUCUAAGAGGUUUCAACAACAAAAAACUACUUUUUGAUCAACGCCGACAUCAUGGGUUUAAUAUCAAGCCAAAUUUCUCACCUCCACCCCUCCCGCUUGGCUUAAUAUCGAUGACAUCUCCUGGACUCUGAAGCUUGAUCACUUUCUCCUAACAUUUUGGUUGGUCAGUAUAAAAAGAGGAAUUUGUAUUCCCACCUUCAAAAGAAAAAUGGCCGUUCUGCGUUGUAAUCUAACCUGUAUUUAACCACUUUAGCCUAUUCGGAGAGUAUCUACCUGGGGGGAAAAGCUUACUUGUUUAGGAGGCAGCUUGGGGAAGACCUGCCCCCCGGAAAUGACACUAGUGUCCCUGAUGUGAAGAACACCAUUCCUCCUCAAAGCUGGCAAUUUAAGAAAGAAAGGGAAACGAGGUGGAGAUAUUCUGUAUUCAGAGAAACGCCUCUCCUCCCCUCCCCCAACAAGCGUCAUGAGGAAGAGUGCUGUAUCACACAAAAGCUGGCACACCACACCAUGAACGUCGGUCGAUUUCAUGAAGAUAUUUUUUCUCUCCCUCCCUUAUAUUAAAACCUCGUGAUCUAGAGAGAUGACAUUUUCGGAGGAAAGAGCAACCGGGUGGUUUUCUUUGGGUUUCUAAAUUGAGGGUUGGAUCUUAUGAUUCAGAACCACUUCCAGGGAUUCUAGCUGAUGAAGGACUCCUUUAACCGGUCAAAUCGACGUGGGUAUGUCGAAGCACUGUUUAGGAAAGAGAGAGAAAAGCCACUCCCCAAUACGAAACACGUUUACUGGGAAGAGAAAUGCAACUGAUGUGGAUGAGAUUUAUUCCCAAGUAAAUUAGUUCAAGGGCUGAGAUCUUCCCAUUCCAAUGUUGCUUCUUUUUAGCUGUCUGCUCUAAAGCACGUGAUUUUUAUGUAGUAGAAGCUCAGAUGGGGGGGGGGGGAAGGAUGCGACUGCUUAACUAACCUCUUUCUCGGCAUCUUUUAAAUCCAAUAUUGAUUAUUCCCAAGGAAGGCAACCCUUUCUGGAUUCGCCGAUCACGUGCUCAGUUGCUUCUAAAGUGGAAACAGGGUCUGCUGUUCAGAAGAGGGCGGGGGAUGUGGAGAGGGGGGGCAGCCUGUGCGAGUGAUUUUAACCUGCUCCACCUUGAAGUGACCUGCCAAAUGCACUUUCUUAUUUUAUAGACAUCUGGGAAUUCCAUACAUGCCUUAAACGCCAAUUACACACCUUCUUCAAAGGACACGUGCUUUGAUUUGCCAAGAACAUUUAAAGUCGGCCGAAGUUUGAAAGAAAAAAGAAAAAGCACUACUGCAAAAGAAAGAGGGGGAAAGAAAACGCAUGUUUUUUUUAAAAAAAAUGGUGGGGGAUCCUGUACAAUGUUCUCUGCCUGGAGAAAGGGGAAGCGGGGAGAUUAUGUUGUUUUGUGAACGAAUCGAUCCGGUUUGGGGCCGAAAGCUUCUAAUUUUCCAGGGUCUUCCAGACUGGAGCGGGGCCUGACCUCAUUUAUUUCGCUAAACCUAGAGGCUUUCUCUUUCUUUCUUUCUUUCUUUCUUUCUUUCUUUCCGAUGGCAUUACUUAAAGAAAAUGGACCAAGCCUGCGAUUCUAUGCACUCUCCCAUGAGCAGCACGUGCAUUAGGAUUGCAACUCCAUGCACAGUUACUCUGGAGUAAGCACUACUGAGCCGCAACCCGAGGCCUGGGAUGCGCAGGUAACCUACCUGACUCCCUUUGCUCUAUUACCGAAACAAAAGGUGUUACGCUAACUGCAAAUGCAGAAUCCCGAAUCGGAAUCGAAACCAAUAAAAGGGGAAUAAUAAUAAUAAUAAUAAUAAUAAUAAUAAUCACAAUAACCGCAAGAAAAAGGCGAAUCGCGAUCACUUAUUGCUAUUACCCGUCCUUCAAAAUGCACGCAACGAUCGAGAUAAGGCUGAAUCUGGAGGCGAGGGGUCGUGCUCUUGUGUGGUGCCAAGACCCGCUGGAGGUGCUCAUCGCCUAUCUCUGGUGCUCAGUCUCACGGUCUCGGGUGGCUUUGUGGGAUUCUCUUCCCAUGUCUCUCUGAGGUUCCUCCUCCUGACCUGAAUCUGGUCUGUUGUACCAACUGGGACCCAAGAGUCCUUGGAAGGCUUUCAAUGGAGCCUCCUCGGCGAGGAGGAAUUAAGGGUCACGGAUCCGCAUCAUGGAUGGGGAGGGAGACUGCGGCUCCUCCAGCUUUUGCUGGACUGCGACUCCCAUCAGCCCCAGUCGAUGGGAAUUGGAGUCCAGUAGCAACCAGGAAACUCAACCCGAAACGGUUUUCCAGGCUGUACUCGAAUGAGAGGGUUCUUUCCCACGAGUUUCUCACUGAACCCAAAGCCGCAGGAACAGCCUCAGUCAAGAGCUGAGAUUUACAAGUCUCGGUUGCACCCCACAAAUAAAACGUGAGCUAUCCCCAAAUCAUACCUCUCUAUGGUCUGACUCAGGGUAAGGUGCCUUUCAGGUUUACAACCUGACUCUCAGUUUACAACCUCAGUCAAGCACACAGGGGCGGCGUAAGCACAUAGAUGUGUUAAAAGCACCCACCCACCCAAGAAUCCUGGGCACUGAAACUUGUUAAGGGUGCUGCAAAUUACAGUGCUGCGAUGGGCAAACUACAGUUGCCAGGAUUCCUGGGGAGUACGCUUUACAUGUGCUUUUAAUGUAUGGUGUGUUACACAGCCACGGUAAUCAUAUUUAUAUUGACAAGGAAAGUAGGUCUCCUUGCUUAAAUAUUGAACACAUAUUACUUCGAAAUAUGUUUCCUUGACUGCCCUGGGAUUUUCUUUCACCGCUGCUUGGACGACACUCCAGCUGCGAUCCCCACCCCAUUGCUCUACCAGAGGGCUUCUAUGUAUGUAGUUCCUCAAAAGUAAUUAUCAUGGGAUUUAGUGGGAUUUACUCUCCAGUAAGUGUACUUACUGGUGGCGCUGUGGGUUAAACCACAGAGCCUAGGGCAUGCCCAUCAGAAGGUCGAGGGGCGAGCUCCCGUUGUUCGGUCCCUGCUCCUGCCAACCUAGCAGUUGGAAAGUACGCAGUGCAAGUAGAUAAAUAGGUACCGCUCAGGCGGGAAGGUAAACGGCGUUUCCGUGUGCUGCUCUGGUUCGCCAGAAGCGGCUUAGUCAUGCUGGCCACAUGACCCAGAAGCUGUACGCCGGCUCCCUCAGCCAGUAAAGCGAGAUGAGCACCGCAAUCCCAGAGUCCUCCGCGACUGGACCUAAUGGUCAGGGGUCCCUUUACCUUUUAAGUGUACCCUAAGAUGAAUCCAGGUGAAUAAUAGGACACUUUUGAGUUAACACAAUAAUGCAUAAUUUAUGUAAACCACUUAGAGGUUAUGAGGAUUGUGUGGUAUAUAAAUCCGGUUAAAUAAAUAUGAUAUAAAUUGAUGAGGGUUGUUUCCCCCCCCCCCCCCAGGGCCCUAAUAUUUGCAUGCUAAUGGAUUGCAUGGUUUGAUAUAACGUAAUUGCUUCGGUUUGGGUGUUUUAGGUAGGAUCUCCUGCCGUUCAUCAUAUACCCCAUUACAUGCUUAAGAUCCAAAACGCGUCUUCUCGAAGCCGUAGCAUUUCUCAACCUAGAUACCCGCCUAAACCAAAACCCACCCACUUAUUUACUCAGAAUAUUCCAUCCAUUUCCUGAACCUGUUCCCAAGCAGGGCUGCGGUCCAGCACCCCUUUACUUCGAGGUAAGCUCUACUCCACGAUUAUGCCAUAACGAAUUUGUCACUGCUCCACAAGACUCACAACUGUUUGUGUUUCAACAGACGAAUACAUCCCCUCCGGAAAUGAAAAUUAAAGGUAUCCCAGUGGACCCGGCCCUCCAGACUGGUUUGUGUGUGGGUGUGUAUUCUGCAACGUGUCAUCGUUGACACAAUAAUACUGAAUUACUGGUGGAGUUCCACUGGUCCGUCCACACAGUAUUCCGGUUUAUUCGUUGUUCUGCAGUGUCUUCCCAACGUUACAGCAUUACCGCGGUCUGCAGGGACGCUCUUCCGCUAUAGCUGAACAAAAGUGGCACACAAACCCGGAAUAUUUGGGGCAUAAAAAGUUACGAGACAUGCACCAAUUGGAAACGCAGCAUGCAUACCCUGAAACGUUUGCAGGAGCAAAAAGUAUUGAAAGCACGACCACCGUGAUAAGUACUAACGAUAAGGGUAGUGAAAAGACGUCUGCAGGGGCCCCGUGUCUUUAAAGUAUCUGUGCACCCUUACAUUCGUGUAAGCCCUGCUGAUCUCAAGGAGGCUGACUUCUGAGUAGACCUGCCUAGGAUCGUCCUUUAAAACAGCAAUCCUCGCAGCCCUUUACUUUGCAGCAAGCCCCAUGGAAAUCAGAAGGGCUUACUCGCGAGUAAACAUGCCCAGGACAGCGCCACCCAGCCCAAAGCCCCGUCACUGCAUGGGACGAAGUUAAGACUUAGGCACAAACUACCAUCAACGCCACCCAAAUACACGCGCCCUUCCUCCAAUUUUCAUUGGAUCUGCUUGGAUUUCCCUAACAUUUGUUGUUUCCCCGCACAUUUAAGUUUGUUUUUCAUCUCCCCUCGCCCCUCAAAAAACAACAAAAAAAACCUUUUUUUAAAAAAGAUUACAGAUGCAGGGAAAAACCGCCUGACAUCAUGAGAGCGGGGACAAACGCUCACUUUGAAGGAUUCCUGGGCAGGACUUCAAGUGAAAUCGUAUGCCUGAGAAGAAUUUGAUACUGGACUAGAGAAAAUAACUAGAUCGGCGUUUGCCAAACCGUGGAAUGUGCAAGAAGGCCCCGCGGGCGCUCUCUCUCUCUCUCUCUCUCUCUCCAGCGCGCGCGAGGGCCAAGUUGCAGCAAAAGGUUGCCUUGCUUCUAGGGCAGUAGCAACAGCCCCAGCGCCGCACACUCCAUUCCCUGCACCAGGCCACCGGCAGCCGGAGCCCUCGCUCUCUCCCCCUUUGAUUGGCAAAAAGAAAAGAAAAAGUCCCAGGAGCCUUUGCAAAAUUAAGGGGGAGGUAUGUGUGUGUGUGAAGUGGGUUGCUGGCGGGAGGGGUAUCCCAGAAUUCAUUUGUCUUCUUCCAGGUUUCUGAGUGGUCCAAGUCCUCUCGCCAGUCAUCAGAGCCCGGUUUCGCAAGAGGAUGAACACCAUGGCAACCAAACAUGGCCGGCUUCCUUAUGGGGAAGCAGAUCAGUGGGUGAGGAACGUACAAGGCUUGGGGGGCGGGGAGGGGGGGAGAGAGAGAGAAGUCAGAAAAGUUUGACUGCUCGAAAAGCAGCUUUGACUCUCCCCACCAAUUGUCAGCGAGUUUCUCAAUACUCAGAAAACUAUAGCCAUCUUUGGUUUUUAUGUUACACACAGAUCUAUCUAUCUAUCUAUCGAUCGAUCACCUUUCCUCCAAUUUAUCCUCACACUAACCAUGUAAGGUAGGUGAAACUGAGAGACCGUGGCUAGGCCUAAGUCACCCAGUGGAUAUCACCAUUGAGGGGGGCAGGGGUGCCAGCUUGAAUAAAAAAUGUGGGGGGGGAGGUAAGCCCCGCCUCACAUAAUCACAAGACAGGGAACACACACACCGUUGCUCAUCAACUUUGAGGAGGUCAGAGUCCUUAAAUAUUUUAUUUGGGGUGGGGUGGGCGAAGGGACCUCGGCACCUAGGAGUUGGCUCCUGUGGGGUGCGAACUUGAACCCUGGUCUCUCAGGUACUGACUGGUAGGCCAGCAGUCUGCACCGGCCCCCAAAAUACCCAAAGCAGGAGGCGAGCUGGAGAAUGCGAGAAUCCAUCCUAUGGCUCUUUAGUAUACCAAGCGAACGCCUUCCUGCUUCAGCUAAUCCCACAAUGUCCUAAAUCCCAAACAUUUCCCUAAAGGGCCAUCUCGACUGAGACGGCAGCAUCCGCUCCCUUCCUCCCAGGGGUGCCAACUUGAAUAAAAUAUUAGAGUGGGGUCAGGUAAACCCUGCCCCACAUAAUCAAUCACAAGACUCGGCGUAUGUACACCAUCUGAAUGGCAAUGGCCAUCAACUUUGAGGGGACCAUGCCCCCCUCAAAGAUUUUAUUGGGGGGCUGAGGGGACCUUGGCACCCAGGAGUUGGCUCCUAUAUUCCCCCACCCUCCUCCCCUCUCUGAAAGGAACAAGGGGUGAAAUAAAAAAACCGGAUAUCUACAGUUCUAUGAUCCUUUACUAAGGAAGGAUACCAAUACCACCAGCUAGCCAGCAUAAAGAGGGUGGAAGAGAAAGGUGCCUCUGGCCCCUGUUCUGAAAGGGGAGGGGGGACGGUGGCCUUCCGGACGCUGUUGGACUUCAUCUCCCAUCAGUCCCAGCCAUCGUGGCCAAUGGUCAGGGGUGAUCGGAGCUGGAGUCCAAACAAUAUUCUGGAAGGUCACCAGUUCUCCACUCUUUGUCCUAGUUGGAAACCCUCUCCAGGCGUGACGGACGUUCUCCCCACCCUCCAGCGCAACGAAUAACAUCUCAAGGCUCCCAUCCCAGGGAAAGUCGCCUGUAUUUUCAAGCACGCCCAAUGAAACCGAAGCAGGCACCCGGACGCCUUUUACCUGGAAGCGAAUCCCACUGGUGUUUGCCCUCACUUCCGCACAGAAGUAUGCAAAGAAUGACAUCGGAUCUCCUUUCAGCGCCAGAGCCUAAGGCAGCCUUUGGAAACGAGAGUACUUGGAAAUCAGUUCCGCGGGAAAUCAGCGGGCCUUACUUCCGAGUAAGCAUUGUCCAGUUCUGGCUGUAAGGCUGAGAUAAUUCUGUGCAUCUUUACUUGGCUCAAAGGGGCUCAGCUCCCCAGGAAGUGCAUUUUAGCCUUGGAGCCCUAAACAGCAAUCCUGAACAUACUUUCUUAGAAGAAAGUUAGGCUGGGGAAAAAACAGGAAGGCGGGUAGGCCUAAACGUUUGCUCAGAAGUAAGUCCCACUGGAUUCAAAAAGGGUUAGUCCCAUGUGUAGGGACCCAGGAUACAGUACUAAACAGCCCGAUCCUGUGCACAUUUACCCCCACUGAAUCCAAGGGGAAGACUUACUCCUCGCAAGCGCCUGCAGUCCGAGGAACCGAACUGAAACCAAUUCCUCUCGGAGUAUGUGAAUGAAUUCGAAUUUCAGGCGUAGGGCGUGAGCGUCAGAUUUACAUGGGGAUCCAUAGAUUUAGAAACAGGCUUCCUGAAAAACCAAUGGCAACUACCGCACACCAUCUCCACUGAUAAAUUCGGAGAUGCCAAUCGGGACAACUUUUAGGAUCAAGUCCAUUCAAGAGGGAGACUAGACAAAGGUUUUUGUACCUUACCUUUUUCAACAGCACAGACCAUGCUCUGAUUCCUGCUCUCUGCUUUCUAGCUCUCCUCCAGGUCUGAACUGGCCCCCCAGAUCUUCUGCAAUCUCAGGCCACUUCAUUUGGGGAAAUCCGGUCGAUUCCAGAGCUUGCUGGGCGACCCUGCCGAGGGUACCCUUCCUCCUUCUGACGGGGGGCGGGAGAUGGACCUCCGCAAGCCUCAAAUCCAGUUUUGUCAAAGUCCUGGCUAA
This is a messenger RNA of Podarcis lilfordi (Lilford's wall lizard), 12233 nucleotides long. The record is from the annotation of a GenBank genome assembly. Lineage: Eukaryota; Metazoa; Chordata; Lepidosauria; Squamata; Lacertidae.